Molecule: messenger RNA, 6899 nt
Organism: Oryzias melastigma (Indian medaka)
Lineage: Eukaryota; Metazoa; Chordata; Actinopteri; Beloniformes; Adrianichthyidae
Product: tensin-3
Exons: 27
Coding region: 242-3898 (1218 amino acids)
Molecular function (GO): protein binding
Source: RefSeq, a predicted model, not a curated record
UGCUUCCUCCUCCCACUCUCAGUCUCCACCUCAAUUUCUUUUUUACAUAUCAGUCACAUACAGACUUUGGCUCAACCGUCUCCAUAGAGCUCUGAACCUAAAGUCUUCUGGAGCCAAUCUGGCUGAUUUGUCCGGACACGUACAGUAGAGUUCAAGCAAACGUUGACCUGCUCUUUGUUGCUGCUCCGAUUCUCCUUGAAUGCAUGCGCCCACUCAGUGGCCAAUGUGACGGUCAGCCAUCAUGGAAGAACGAAGUCAGAUCAACCUGACCUACAUCACCGAGCGCAUCAUCACCAUAUUCUGUCCUCGUGGGUUUCCAGAGGAUGUUUACCUUCACAACCUGCAGGAGGUCAUUCCCAUGCUGCAGUCCAAGCAUGGAUACAACUACAUGCUCAUCAACCUUUCCCAGAGGCAUGAUACGCUCACUCAGAUGAACCACAAGGUUCUGGAGACAGGUUGGCUGGAUCCUUUGGUUACUGGUCUGGACCAGAUUUUGUACGUGUGCAGAGAGAUGGAGAACUGGUUACAGGCUGAUCCGAAGCAUGUCCUGGUGUUGCACUGCAGGGGAGGAAAAGGCCUUCUGGGAGUUCUGGUGGCUUCUUAUAUUCACUUCAGCAACAUGUCAGCAAGUGCAGACCUCUCUCUUGACCAUUUUGCCAUGAGGAGGUUCUACAAAGACAAGCUGUCCACUGAGAUGACGCCCUCGCAGAAACGGUACGCAUGGACGCUGGGCAGUGUUCUAAAGGGGGGACUGAAGAUGCGCUUCUCACCGUGUUUCCUCCUCUGUGUGGUUCUUCACGGCCUCCCCAAAAUACACCCUGAUGGAGGGUGCUGCCUCUUUCUGAGGGUCUAUCAAAGUCUCCAAGCUGUUUGCACAUCACCAGUCUACCACGCUAAUGCUGCUCAGACGGACCGGCUCUACUUUGUGCUUCAGCCGGCUCAGCUGCUCAACGGUGACAUCACAGUGGUUUCUUAUAAUAAAAGCAGCUGGUCAGGGAGUCGGCAGGUCGUCUUCCGUCUUCAGUUUCACACAGGAAUCACAGCCGGACACACCCUCUCUUUCUCCAAGGCGGACCUUGACUGCGCCUGUGAAGAUUCUUUGUUCCCAGAUGAUGGAAAGCUGGAGCUGCUGUUCUCUGAAAGUCCAGAAAGAUUUGCAGGAAGAGAACUGUGGCACAACGGACCAACGGUGACCGUGGACUAUGACACCUUGGACCCCUUGGUCAGACGCGACUCGUAUCAGGACAUGUCUGGUCUUCAAACAGCUUCUCCCCACUUCCCAGAACCUGGAAAUGGAAGCUUGCGCCGGCGACUGAGGAAUAAGAGUAGAGAGGAAGGAGCUUUCCAGUCGUCGGGCCCCAACAGUCCCGGCCGCAGUGACCGAGCUCCCUCAGCUAGCAGCGACUCGGGUCUGUCUGUAGCCUCGCAGGGGCUAAGUGGAGCCCAACAUAGAGGCGAGUCCACACCGGACAAGGGGACCCGUGGAGGGAAGCUGAUCUUCAGGGCAGACCCGGACCCUGCACAGGCUCUCAUGGAGGUCAUGGCACAGCUAGCUUUAUCCAGUGGAGCAGAGGCAGGCGUGGCCAUUAACGGAAAGUCUCCAAGUGAGAGAGAGACGGAUAUAUUGGAUGAUGAGGACGAAGCAGAACAUGCUGUGGACGGGCCAAGCUCCAGCAGCGGUUGUUCCCUCUCAUCCAAAACGCUAACCGAGAACUCUACCGGUCGUUGGGUACGUCAACACCAGGCACCGGGUACCAGCAAUAGCUUCCUCUCAAAGGAUAAAGAAAGAACAACAAAGACCAACAAUCAACGGCCUCCACAUCUGCUCGCCCCUCACACUCCUCCUCGAGGACUCAGCAGCAGGGAGGUAGUGCACACAGUGCUAGUGGAUGGGGUCAGCAAACAAACUGGCAAAGAUCAUACACUCACCACCACACUGGAUCAAGAAGAAGAGUUGGCAGCUCUAACUUCAGAUGUCGAUGAGUCCAUAGAGCAGCUGAAUCAGCUGAUUUUGGACUUGGAUCCGACUUUUGUUCCUGUCCCUACCUCCCUGUCCCCCUUGUCACGCACCACCUCCCUACAGACCAACGGUCUCAGCCACAAAGGAAGUAGCCACCGAUCAGGAUGGAGGCAACAAAAGCAGAUCACUGAUGUGACCGACUACGCUGGGCCGCACAGUCCAGGAUGGAGCCCUGGAGCUCAGAGCUUUAGAGGUUCUUCAGCCAACAAUCUUCCCUUCUCACCGUCACAGUAUGGGCGACUCCACAAAACCAGCAGUGUGGACUACAAUGGCCAAAUGGACACAUCUGACCUGGUCCCUCCUACUCCAGCCUUCCCAGUGACUCCUCCAACGCCCUACGUGAAACAUUUCUCAGAGGCUUCCCAGCUCAGAACUGGUGGGCAGUGGGACCACAGCUGGACACAAGAACCCCGGAGUUUCCUGGACAGUAUGAGUGGAGGCGGAUCCACAGAUGGAGAGCUGUUCAGGUCAGAUGUCACCUCUGCUUCCUGUCAGAAGAUCUUCGGCUCCAUGUGCUCAGUGUCAUCCGGCAGCCCCCUCCCACACACCGACAGUUCCACUCCUCCUCCUGUGUGGCACGACCGGACUCCGAGCUCCCUGAACUCCCCAUAUCCUCCUCAGCCCUCACCCCCCCACACCAUCCUCACUCCAAACGCCCACAGCUCUCCUCUGGACCCUCUGAAGAGUCUAGGAGGGACUUUAGAGGUCUGCAAAGGGACAGACAGCACGGACUUGUCCUCCUUGUUGCUGUUAGGGAACGGCGACCUUGAACACAGCCUGCUUGAGGCCGUGGAGGGCCUGGGGAGCCUGAAUCUGGGGGGCGACAGAGGUCCUGUUCCCAUGUUACCUGAGAAGAGAAGAGGAGAGAUGGGCUCUCGCUCCCCGUCUCUCAGUGGCUUCUCCAGUCCUCACAGCAGCAGCAGCCUCAGCAUCACUUUUUCACCUUCGAUGACCUCUGACCCCCUUAGAGGACUCAGCGGCGCCCCCUCUCCGGGAGCAGACUUCAGCAGUAAGCAGGACACUGUGAAGUUUGUUCAGGACACUUCCAAGUUCUGGUACAAGCCCGACAUUUCCAGAGACCAAGCCAUCGCCGUGCUGAAGGACAAAGAGCCGGGCUCAUUCAUCGUCAGGGACAGCCACUCCUUCCGCGGGGCGUACGGGCUGGCCAUGAAGGUGGCCACUCCCCCUCCAACGGUGGUGCAGCACAGUAAAAAAGGAGGAGAUCUGUCCAACGAGCUGGUGAGACACUUCCUGAUAGAGUGCACGCCAAAGGGCGUCCGCCUGAAAGGCUGCCCCAAUGAGCCCUACUUUGGAAGCCUCACGGCCCUGGUGUGUCAGCACUCCAUCACUCCUCUGGCACUGCCCUGCAGACUCAUCCUGCCUGACAGAGACCCGGUGGAGGAGAUCAGUGACUCUCCAACACAAACUGCAACAAACUCAGCUGCUGAACUUCUGAAGCAAGGAGCAGCAUGUAACGUGUGGUACCUGGGCUCCGUGGAGCUGGAGUCCCUGACGGGGCAUCAGGCGGUGCAGAAGGCCACCACGGUGACCCUCUCCAUGGACCCCCCGCCGCCCUCCACCGUGGUCCACUUCAAAGUGUCGGCUCAGGGGAUCACGCUGACGGACAACCAGAGGAAGCUGUUCUUCAGGAGACACUACGCCGUCAACACGGUCAUCUUCUGCUCCCUGGACCCCCAGGGGAGGAAGUGGACACGAGGCAGCGGAUCAACAGCAAAGAUAUUUGGAUUUGUUGCCAGGAAAUCCCAGAGUGACACUGAGAACAUGUGCCAUCUCUUUGCCGAGCACGACCCGGAGCAGCCAGCAAGCGCCAUCGUCAACUUUGUCUCUAAGGUCAUGAUUGGCUCCCAUAAAAAGUGAGGUUGAAGCCAAAAACUGCUUAGGGAUCGACUGAGACAUUGUUUAUGGAAAGACAAACACCAGACCUUCAGAGUUUGUUACUCCUCCAGAGAAUUGACUGCAUUUCUUCUUGCUGCCACCAGAGGGGGCCUGACAUGUAAAACUUUCAUAUCAGAAAGAUUUUUUUGUUUCACAAAAUGUAAAUACAAAUACAGAAACUUUUUUUAAUGCAAGUCUGUUAACUCCAGACCAUACAUAAUGUCACAAAGAAUCUAUUCUUCAAAAAUGACUCCUUUCAAUUAAACGUGCAAUUGAGAGUUUCCGUCCAGUAACCAUAAGCAGGAUAAAAAUUUAUUUUUCUCUGUAUGUAACAAGAAUUACGUGAAUUAAAAAAUGUAUUGAUGUAUUUAUCACCUAUAACAGAUGUGUACAACUCAAAUAUGACUCCCAUAUAUUUUUGUACAUUUACACAUACUGUAAAUUCUGAUAAAAGAGAAGCUUGUGCAUAGUCUAUCUAAAGGUGUGUGCUUUACUAAUAUAGUGGUCAAUACUUUCCUCUACUUUAAUCUAGAGUUGUUUUUAUCCUUUUCUUUGAUGUUUAUCUCGUUUUUUUCUGUUUGCACACUUAUAAAUUAAUGCAUUACCUCAAAAUAUAUGAAGUUCUCUUAUUAAAGGGUCUUUCUGAAACUCUUUCCCAGGGAAACACAAACCACUUUCGCUUUCAUCCUCCACUUCUCUUCCAAUUCAGCCUCAAUAGUUUUCAAGAGUAUAGUGGGGCAUUUUUUUGUCAUAUAUAUCUAUUUAGAUCUAUUAUAUCUACAAUGACUUCCUCAUCUUUUUGUUGAACACUUAUACAUCUGGUUCCCUAUUGGACUUUAUUGCAGGGGCGGAGCUACAGGGGGCAUCAGCAAGCUCACUUCCUCCCUAAUUUUGAGUCAAUGUUACCAUAAUUAUUGAAAAAGAUUUAGAAAUCAUCAAUUCAAGUUUCUUUUUGCAUUAAAAAAAUAACAAGCAAUAUUUUUAAUUAAAUCUCGAGCCCCUCAAAUUAUUUGCUACGUCCCCCGAUAUCAAAUGUCAGCCCAUCACCCUGGCCUUCGCCAAAAUCCGUUCUGUUUCUUUGCUAUGACAAGAGGACUUUCUUAUUUUCUGGAAAACUCAUAGUAAUAAAAAAACUGAAAUGGGUGUUUUGGCCUUCCACUCUCAUUUGUCACCCUUCCAAAGUCCUCUGCCCCCCUCUCGCCCCGCCAUGUAAAAUGUUCUAGCUCCGCCCCUGCUUGGUUGCAUUUCACAUCUGUUCUUACUGGGUUCUUAUUUUUAUCUCCAGUCAAAUAUGGAGUGCUUAACAGUUCACUCUUCAAAAUGGUCUGGCUCAAGAAAACGGAACAGGGGGAAAGUAUUAUCACAGUAUUUAUUUGAGGGUCCAAGUGCAGGAGAACUCUGAAAAACUUUCAGAUCAGAAUUUUGAGCUUCUCUUUUGCUGUCAGCUCUGAUUUAAUCAACAGCUUUAAAAAAAAUAAUAAAAUAAAAAAAUUGGAACCAAGUCAGUUCGCAAUGUAACCACUAGAUGGCUUGCUUUACAAGCACAUAUGUCUUUAUUUACUCUGUUUGUCAGUCCAACUUCACAAUAGAAAUAAAAGAAAAAUAUUUAUUAGCAUUUCAUCACUUCUGUUGCUAAAUUGAACUACUUUGUUUUUUCAUUUUCAAAUAUGUGGGCGUGGCCUCCUAAUGAAUGUAGUUAAAUCACCAAAAGCACUAAAAGUGACACCAACGUGAAAGAAAAACAUCAGAAAUGUGUAAUGUGGUAUAUCUAUGGUACAUCUCACUUCAUUUUCAUGUUUAACAGUGGCUCAGCAACUUGAAGGUCGUAAGGUCAAAUCCAUGCCCGAGUCAUACCAAAUUCUCCCAAAAUGGGACCCUUGCUUGACACUCAGCAUUAAGGAGUUGGACUGGGAUGGUUAAAUCAUCAAAUGGUUCCAGAGUGCAGCUGUGUCUGCAGUUCACCACUCCCAAAAGGGAUGGGUCAAAUUUGGAGAACAACAUAUCAUAAUGCGUGACAACUGAUGGGACUUUAACUAUUUCUUAUGGGUUAAAAUGGCCUCACAGAACAUUGGCUCUUUAUUUGUUUAUCAUUUUGGAAGGGUACGGGUUAGAUGAUGUAAUUCGAGAGUAAAAAUUCUGGUCAAAACUAACUAAAGGCUUACUGUAUGUCCAACAUUUGGAAUCCCUGGUGUACUUGUUCAGGAUGGCAGCUUGAAAAUAUGACCUUUUUCUUGACAAAUGUGUCACUUUUAUCUAAUUUCAAGGGGUGAUUUUUGUUUUUAAUGAGGUAUUCCAGACCCACAUUUCCAAAUUUCUAUGUUCAAUAUGUACUAAUAAAACUCAAUAAGUGCUACAUGUAGAUUAAUGCUUGUUGUAUAUUUGAUGUAGUUUCCAGUUUUGCCACUAGAUGGCGAUUAUCAGCCACACAUUGUUUUUGUUUUUUUUUGUUUUUUUUUCUGGACACAAAACUUUCAAGUCUGAAUGACUUUGUUUGCUGCCCCCUGUUGCUUUUGUUUUAAGCUGCACGGAAAGAGUUGCUCUCCUGAAUGGAUGUGCAUAAAUCUGGGAAGGGGACAAUGGGAAUGUUCUGGAGCAGCAACCCAUGGCGGGCCGUGCAGGUGCCGUCCAGACUGACGGCUGUCUGUCCCGUGAUGGUCAGAUAGCAGCUCCUGAAUGAGGCUUCAUUCAGCGGGGGGGAGAGGAGUGUAGGGGCGACUGGAAGUGGGACAGAGACAUGGGGGGGGCACUGCUGUCCUGCUUGGCCUGGUGGUGGUGGUGAAGGUGGGGGGGGUAGCCAAAGGGUGGGGGAUGCAGUGAUGGUGUGUGUGUGUCUUCAUAGAGGGAGGGGGUGGCUGUCGGUGGUGGAUGACCUCACCCUAACGGGAAACUUUCCCACAGCCUGCACACAAAGAAGGCCGUCAAAAGGUAAAAAGGAUGAGAAAGAAUAGAAAUUUAACACAGUGUGUUAAAAAAAAAAAAAAAA